Molecule: messenger RNA, 320 nt
Organism: Leptosomus discolor (cuckoo roller)
Lineage: Eukaryota; Metazoa; Chordata; Aves; Leptosomiformes; Leptosomidae
Source: RefSeq, a predicted model, not a curated record
AGGAGGGGUUCGACUGGUCAGCUGCAUGCGUGGACCUGGAAGAGCACCUGCACCGCUGGGGGGGUGGCGGGGCCCCCAUGGAGCACUUCUCCCUGGAUGAGGGACACUUCGCCUCUGUCGACUCCGUCCUCUUGCUGCAGCGCAACGUCAAUCUGUGGGACCUGCGGCAGCUGGGCCGGGGCCCUGGCAAGGUGCUGGUGAAGGCACUGGGCAGCGAGCGCAACGGGACGCACAAGGGCUGGGUCUGGUGUUUGGCCUCCCGAGACAACAAGGUGUGCUCGGGCUCCUGGGACAGCACCGUGAAGCUGUGGGACCUGGAG